UGGAGCAGAGCGCUGGGGCGGCGCGGCGCGGCUCGGUGCAUUUCCAGGGGCCGCGCUCCAGUGCGCCGUAGAGAACCCUGAACUCGGAGCGCUGAAAGUCCCAGCAGGGCAAGGGGGCGCGGCGUCCUGGUCCUCGCGCUUGGGAGACAGAUGCGCCUGGGCGUCGGGGCAUGCGGACCUAAGCUCGGGUGAAGCUCUCGGGAAGGGCAAGACGGCUGCGACAAGAUGCGAGCAGAAGAGCCCAGCGUCCCGGGAGCCCAGCGCGCGCCGGGCCCCGAGCUGCGCCUGUCCAGCCAGCUGCUGCCCGAGCUCUGUACCUUUGUGGUGCGCGUCCUUUUCUACCUGGGGCCUGUCUACCUAGCUGGCUACCUGGGGCUCAGCAUAACCUGGUUGCUGCUCGGCGCCCUGCUGUGGAUGUGGUGGCGCAGGAACCGCCGCGGGAAGCUCGGGCGCCUGGCCGCCGCCUUCGAAUUCCUUGACAAUGAACGCGAGUUCAUCAGCCGCGAGCUGCGAGGCCAGCACCUGCCAGCCUGGAUCCACUUCCCGGACGUGGAGCGGGUCGAGUGGGCCAACAAGAUCAUCUCUCAGACCUGGCCCUACCUGAGCAUGAUCAUGGAAAGCAAGUUCCGGGAGAAACUUGAGCCCAAGAUCCGGGAGAAGAGCAUCCACCUGAGGACCUUUACCUUUACCAAGCUCUACUUUGGACAGAAGUGCCCCAGGGUCAACGGUGUCAAGGCACAUACUAACAAGUGCAACCGAAGGCGUGUGACUGUGGACCUGCAGAUCUGCUACAUCGGGGACUGUGAGAUCAGUGUGGAGCUGCAGAAGAUUCAGGCUGGUGUGAACGGGAUCCAGUUGCAGGGCACCCUGCGGGUCAUCCUGGAGCCCCUCCUAGUGGACAAGCCCUUCGUGGGAGCCGUGACUGUGUUCUUCCUUCAGAAGCCGCACCUACAGAUCAACUGGACUGGCCUGACCAACCUGCUGGAUGCACCGGGAAUCAAUGAGGUGUCAGACAGCCUGCUGGAGGACCUCAUUGCUGCCCACCUGGUGCUGCCUAACCGUGUGACUGUGCCUGUGAAGAAGGGGCUGGAUCUGACCAACCUGCGCUUCCCUCUGCCCUGCGGGGUGAUCAGAGUGCACUUGCUGGAGGCAGAGAAGCUGGCCCAGAAAGACAACUUCCUGGGGCUCCGAGGCAAGUCAGAUCCCUACGCCAAGGUGAGCAUUGGCCUGCAGCAUUUCCGGAGUAGGACCAUCUACAGGAACCUGAACCCCACCUGGAACGAGGUAUUUGAGUUCAUGGUGUACGAAGUCCCUGGGCAGGACCUGGAGGUCGACCUGUAUGAUGAGGAUACCGACAGGGAUGACUUCCUGGGCAGCCUGCAGAUCUGCCUUGGAGAUGUCAUGACCAACAGAGUGGUGGAUGAGUGGUUUGUCCUGAAUGACACAACCAGCGGGCAGCUGCACCUGCGGCUGGAGUGGCUUUCAUUGCUUACCGACCAGGAAGCUCUGACCGAGGACCAUGGUGGCCUUUCCACCGCCAUUCUCGUGGUCUUCUUGGAGAGCGCCUGCAACUUGCCGAGAAACCCUUUUGACUACCUGAAUGGUGAAUAUCGAGCCAAAAAACUCUCCAGGUUUGCCAGAAACAAGGUCAGCAAAGACCCUUCUUCCUAUGUCAAACUAUCUGUAGGCAAGAAGACACAUACAAGUAAGACUUGUCCCCACAACAAGGACCCUGUCUGGAGCCAGGUUUUCUCCUUCUUUGUGCACAGUGUGGCCACUGAGCAGCUCCAUCUGAAGGUGCUUGAUGAUGACCAGGAGUGUGCUCUGGGAACGCUGGACGUCCCCCUGUGCCAGAUCCUCCCCUAUGCUGACCUCACUCUUGAGCAGCGCUUUCAGCUGGACCACUCAGGCCUGGACAGCCUCAUCUCCAUGAGGCUGGUGCUUCGGUUCCUGCGAGUGGAGGAACGAGAGCUGGGGAGCCCAUACACAGGACCUGAAGCCCUAAAGAAAGGCCCUCUGCUCAUCAAGAAGGUGGCUACCAACCAGGAUCCCAAAGCCCCACCUCAGGAAGAAGGCCCUACAGAUUUGCCUUGUCCCCCAGACCCUGCGUCUGAUACUAAGGACACAUCCAAGAGUACCACAACCACCACCAGUGCUACCACCGUUGCCACUGAGCCCACACCCCAAGAGACAGGCCCAGAGCCUAAAGGCAAGGACAGUGCCAAAAGGUUCUGUGAGCCCAUGGGGGAGAAGAAGAGUUCAGCCACCAUCUUCCUGACUGUCCCGGGUCCCCACUCUCCAGGGCCCAUCAAGUCACCCAGACCCAUGAAAUGCCCUGCCUCCCCAUUCGCAUGGCCACCCAAGAGGCUGCCUCCCAGCAUGUCCUCGCUCAACUCCUUGGCCUCUUCUUGCUUUGACCUGGCAGAUAGCAGCCUCAACAUUGAAGGCGGAGACCUCAGGCGACGGCAGCUGGGCGAGAUUCAACUCACAGUGCGCUAUGUGUGUCUGCGGCGCUGCCUCAGCGUGCUAAUCAAUGGCUGCAGAAACCUGACACCAUGUACCAGCAGUGGAGCUGAUCCCUACGUCCGUGUCUACUUGUUGCCAGAAAGGAAGUGGGCAUGUCGUAAGAAGACUUCAGUGAAGCGGAAGACCUUGGAACCUCUGUUUGAUGAGACAUUUGAAUUUUUUGUUCCCAUGGAAGAAGUAAAGAAGAGGUCACUAGAUGUUGCAGUGAAAAAUAGUAGGCCACUUGGCUCACACAGAAGAAAGGAGUUAGGAAAAGUACUGAUUGACUUAUCAAAAGAAGAUCUGAUUAAGGGCUUUUCACAAUGGUAUGAGCUGACUCCAAAUGGACAGCCCAGAAGCUGAUGAUGAGAAUCCUUAUCACUCACCUUUAUAUUAAAAUGUGUAUAUAUGUAUAUAUAUUUUUCCUUUGGAUCACUUACAUCAAAUAUAUGUAUAGUUUUUCAUUUAAAUCAGAACCACUUGAAAUUAUACAUUCUUGUGUGGAAUUUAACUGCAUGACUGAAUAGCAUAAGGAAGAGGUUAUUUAAAAGCAAGAACUACUUUUUUUAGUUGGAUUUUUUUGUUCAAGUCCAGCAAGAAAUGACAUUUGUGCCUACUAAAUUAUCCAAACCUCAGUGAUUAUUUUUCACUUUUAGUAGGUAAUUGUAUACCAUCUGAUUUAGGACUUACCUGAAUGUAUGUACCAGAAAGUGUCCUGCCCCUGGCAUAGGGGCUGGGGGAGAUCUGUUUCUGGAGCCACUACCAGCAUUCCUGGGCAGUGACUGGCCAAAGGGAAGUUGCUUUUUUAUGGAAACAGAAAGUGACCCAACUCAAAACUGCCAAGAGCUAACACUGCCAAAGCUCUUCUGGCUGCCACCUGUGGUACUUGUAUGCCUGGAGAUUUGUUCUUUAAUUUGACCUGGAGCUAAAAAUGUUAUUUCCCUACUGGCAAAAAUGUUAUACUGAUAUACUUAAAUACCUUGAGUUAAAUACUCUUGUGUAGUGUAAGGGCCAAAUUCCAGCAUGUAGCAUUAUUUCCCUAGGAAAAUGCAAACCAACUUCCAAACCCAGGUCUAUGUCUGACUCUCAUAGCAAAGCACUGGAGACUGCUGAAGAGUUUCACCAUCAGAGAAAAGGAAGCUUUCAGAUAAGUUUAGGCUAUUCAACUUUUCUAAAGAGAUGGUUAGUUCACCUAAAUGGCAUGUUAAAAGCAAAAUAUAUAAAUUAUAUACUUAAA
This is a messenger RNA of Macaca mulatta (Rhesus monkey), 3742 nucleotides long. RefSeq names its product extended synaptotagmin 3 (gene ESYT3). Gene Ontology annotation, cellular component: endoplasmic reticulum membrane. Gene Ontology annotation, biological process: lipid transport. Lineage: Eukaryota; Metazoa; Chordata; Mammalia; Primates; Cercopithecidae. Gene Ontology annotation, molecular function: phosphatidylinositol binding; phosphatidylethanolamine binding; calcium-dependent phospholipid binding. The record is from RefSeq and is a predicted model, not a curated record.